Molecule: messenger RNA, 1059 nt
Organism: Penicillium olsonii
Lineage: Eukaryota; Fungi; Ascomycota; Eurotiomycetes; Eurotiales; Aspergillaceae
Source: the annotation of a GenBank genome assembly
AUGACGCAGCUUUUCGCAAGUCCGUCGGCAGUGACGAACGAGAAGCGCGGGAAUUUCCCCGCUCUCUCCCUUCCUUCGCGGAAACACUCGAACGACUCCAGUCAUCUCCCGACGCGAAUCAAGAACUUUUUCCGGAUCAACAGUUCCAGCAGCCAAUCUCCCUCGAGCGCCACUGGCUCCAAUAGCAACGAACGGGAACGAGAGCGAGACAGCCAUGGCUCGACGAAGAACGAGAAGUCGAAUUUCCGACAAUCGCGAUUCAUGCCAACUAUUGGCCGCAAUCGUUCGACUACUGUUGCCAGUGAGGGCAACCCCCUCGACGACAGCAUGUCCCCGACGGCAUCCGCCAACCCCUACUUUGCCCAUCAGGGCCAGCCCGCAUUGCGACACCGCAACGAUGGCUCCGUGCCCUCCUCUCCUCCCGACACUCCUGAGUUGCAGGUGACCGGAGUCUCCGCGGUGGAGCAGGCUACCACUGCGAAUAAGGAAGAGUUGGCGCGCAAACUGCGUCGCGUGGCCUCGGCCCCGAAUGCCCAGGGCUUGUUCACCAGUGGGCAGGGCGAACGGCCUCAAACAGCUGAAAUGGGCAAGGAGCCUCUGGUUGAACAGUCUGGGGCAGUGAGUCUGGCGGAAGCCGGCAGCGAUAAGGAUCUUGCCCUGGCGGUGCCAUCCAGCUCUGAUAUGAGCAAUGCUUCGUUCCGCCGCACUUACAGCUCCAACUCUAUCAAGGUUCGCAAUGUAGAGGUCGGCCCUGCUAGCUUCGACAAGAUCAAGCUUAUCGGAAAGGGUGAUGUGGGCAAGGUUUACCUUGUUCGCGAGAAAAAGUCAAGUCGCCUCUAUGCGAUGAAGGUUUUGAGCAAGAAGGAGAUGAUCAAGCGCAACAAGAUCAAACGGGCCUUGGCCGAACAAGAAAUUCUAGCAACCAGUAACCACCCGUUCAUCGUUACGCUAUAUCACUCCUUCCAGUCCGAAGACUACCUCUACCUUUGCAUGGAGUAUUGCAGUGGCGGCGAAUUUUUCCGAAGUAGGUAUCCCUUUGAUGUCAGUUGGCUAGUGUGA